GUGUGUGAUAAUACACGACUAUGGUUAAAAAUGGUCCACAGAACAUGUUUUUCUCCCACGAACAGAUUGAUAUCACACUAUCAGCGGUAUAUAGUUGUAUCACUUGUAUCAUACACGUGACUACGCGAGUAGUGCGUUAUUUUUUUGUUUUAGUUAUAUUUUGUUAUGAAUUUGAAUGUUAUUACAAUAUGAUAUUGACUACGAUUUAAGAUUUUAGUCCUUUGAGGAUUAAACUAAUUGACUAAGAAAAGCACAGCAGCAUCAUGACUAUGAAAGUGACAUCGAAAACGUUUAUACGCAAAACUAAGCGUGGUAAUAUUUUAAAGAUUGUACGAGAACACUAUUUGAGAGAUGACAUAGGUUGUGGUUCAAAAAUAUGCAAGAAGUGCAAGCACAACAACGAAAAGCCACUCGUCAAACAUCAAUCUAUUAACACCGAUUUCCCAGAUAAACAUUAUUUAUUAGUGGACACAAAUGUAGUUUUACAUCAGAUUGAUGCACUGGAAGAUGAUACUUUGAAAAAUGUUAUUAUUUUACAAACAGUACUCGAAGAAGUCAAACAUCUCAGUCAUAGUGUUUAUAAACGCUUAAUGGAUAUUAUAGGAAAUUAUUCUAGGAGUUUUUAUGUGUUUGUUAAUGUUUAUCAUAAGGAUACUUAUGUUGAACGUGUUCGAGGAGAAAGUCCGAACGAUUACAAUGAUCGUAUGAUCAGGGUAGCCGCUCUUUGGUAUAAUAAACAUUUGGACGAUAAGAUAAAAGUAUUAUUAUUAUCCAGUGAUGAAGCUAGCAAGGCUAAAGCAAUCAAUGAAGGAAUACCUACAAUGUCACUUGAACAAUAUGUUAGUGGAUUAAACAACGUUACAUUAACUGAUAAGCUGUCCAAUCGCUCUUGCAUGGUAGAAGAAACUAGUAAAGAACCAAUUUUUCCUCCUCAUUUGACCCCAGCAAUAAUACAUCAGGGCAUAAAGUCUGGAAAGCUAAUGCAGGGCACAUUUUUUGCAUCUACUGAUAAUUUCCUUGAAGGAAAUGUUUUUGUAGAAGGACAAGAAAAGAAUAUAUUGUUGCAAGGUAGAGAACAUUUAAAUCGGGCUAUUAAUGGUGAUAUUGUUGCCAUUGAAAUGCUUCCAGAAAGUCAGUGGAGUGCACCUGCUAAUUUAGUUCUUGCUGAUUAUGGUAAAAUUAUUUAUCUAGAAGUUUAUAGACAUUAUAUUGAAUACUUUGUAAACUUAAUAGAUGACUUGGACUUGGAAAAUAGUUUGGAUACUGUUGAAAAACCAAAAGAAAAGUAUCCAACAGGUAAAGUAGUUGGAAUAAUAAGAAAAAAAUGGAGACAGUAUUGUGGAAUUAUUCAACAUAGUCUUGUUGAAAAUGCAACUAGGCAUUUAUUUGUACCAGCAGAUAAAAAAAUUCCAAAAAUAAGGAUAGAAACUAGACAGUAUGACAAAUUAAAAGAUCAACGUGUUAUUGUUGCCAUUGACACGUGGCCAAGAACAUCAAGAUAUCCAUUGGGCCAUUUUGUUAGGUCUCUUGGAAAAAUUGGUGAAAGAGAAGCAGAAAAUGAAGUUAUAUUAUUAGAACAUGAUGUUCCACACAGUAAAUUUUCAGAUGAAGUUUUAGGGUGCUUACCAAAAGAAACAUGGACUAUAAGUGCCGCAGACUUGGUGGGCAGAAAAGACUUCCGUGAUCUGGAUAUUUGUUCAGUUGAUCCUCCAGGUUGUACAGAUAUUGAUGAUGCAUUACAUUGUAUGCCUUUGGAAAAUGGAAAUUUCCAAGUUGGUGUACAUAUUGCAGAUGUUACACACUUUGUUAAACCUGGUACAGCCAUAGACAUAGAAGCUAGUCAACGUGCAACUACUGUGUAUCUAACUGGAAGGCGUAUUGAUAUGGUACCAGGUUUAUUGAGUUCAAACCUAUGUUCUUUACGUGGAGGAGAAGAGCGUUUGGCAUUUUCUUGUGUCUGGGAAAUGACUCCAAAUGCAGAAAUUGUUAAUAGUUGUUAUACAAAAAGUGUUAUAAAGUCAAAAGCAGCUAUGACUUAUGAUCAAGCACAGUUAAUAAUUGAUGAUCAGAACCAAGAUAAUUCGAUUGCUCUAGGAUUGAGACAGCUUAAUAAGUUUGCAAAGAUUCUUAAAAAACGCCGUAUUGAUGCUGGAGCAUUGGUUUUGGCUUCACCUGAGAUUCGUUUCCUCGUAGACAGCGAAACAAGAGAUCCAUUAGAUGUAGAAGUAAAACAGUUAAAAGAAACUAAUUCAAUGGUAGAAGAAUUUAUGUUGUUAGCUAACGUAGAAGUUGCCAAAAAGAUAUACUCAGAUUUCCCAGAAUUUGCUGUUUUAAGACGUCAUCCUAAGCCACCACCAUCAAACUUCGAGUCUCUCAUUAAAGCAGCAGCACAUCUGGGAGUGGAAUUAAAUGUGGACUCCAGUAGAGACUUAGCAAAUUCUUUAGAUAAAGCUGUUAAACUAGAUAAUCCAUUUUUCAAUACAAUGCUCCGUAUUUUGGCUACUCGGUGUAUGUUACAAGCUGUUUAUUUUGCUAGUGGCACAAAAACCUUUGAUGAAUUUUUGCAUUAUGGAUUGGCAGCUCCUAUUUAUACUCACUUUACAUCUCCUAUUAGAAGGUAUGCAGAUGUGCUUGUUCAUAGACUUUUGGCUGUAUCUAUUGCAUCAGAUAGCACUACGCCUGAAAUGCUUGACAAACGUAAAAUUGAAGGACUGUGCCAAACUUUGAAUACCAGAACUCGUAUGUCUGCUUAUGCUGAACGUGCAUCAGUUGCUUUAAAUACUCAUAUAUUUUUCCGUGGAAAAAUUAGAGAUGAAGAGGGUUAUAUAUUGUAUGUUAGAAAAAAUGCUUUGCAAAUACUUAUACCAAAAUAUGGAUUAGAAGGAACUCUUUUCUUGUCACCCCGUAAAGGACAAUUGCAAGCUGCUACAUUUACAUAUAAUGAAGAUGAGCAAACCCAGCGGUGUGGAGAUAUAGUUUUUCGAACUUUUGAUCCAGUAAGUGUUCAGUUAAGUCUUGACAGCAGCAAUGUUCAACAUGAAAGAAUUGUUUUGAAGCUCGUCAAACCUGAAAUACCAAAUUUCAGUGUACCAUCUAUAAAUACAAGUACAGUUAGUGUACAACAACCACAAAAGAAUCCUCAUGAACCAAGUGAUUCUCUAUGUGAACCACAACUUAAAAAAGCCAAAAUUUAAAAAUGUAUUUUGUUUACUUUGUUACAAAUAAAUAUUAAAUAAUAUCAUAAACUUAAUACUAUAGUCUAUAACCAUUGUAUGUAAAUUCUACAAAAUAUAUUAUUAUUUAUUUUA
Messenger RNA from Aphis gossypii (cotton aphid), 3308 nucleotides. Its product is annotated as exosome complex exonuclease RRP44. Gene Ontology annotation, molecular function: 3'-5'-RNA exonuclease activity; endonuclease activity; RNA binding. NCBI's taxonomy places the organism in Eukaryota, Metazoa, Arthropoda, Insecta, Hemiptera, Aphididae. Gene Ontology annotation, biological process: rRNA catabolic process. The record is from RefSeq and is a predicted model, not a curated record. Gene Ontology annotation, cellular component: cytoplasmic exosome (RNase complex); nuclear exosome (RNase complex).